This is a messenger RNA of Ylistrum balloti, 2130 nucleotides long. RefSeq names its product E3 ubiquitin-protein ligase TRIM71-like. NCBI's taxonomy places the organism in Eukaryota, Metazoa, Mollusca, Bivalvia, Pectinida, Pectinidae. Bases 1 to 2130 code for a protein of 709 amino acids. Gene Ontology annotation, molecular function: zinc ion binding. The record is from RefSeq and is a predicted model, not a curated record. The transcript is spliced from 3 exons.
AUGGAGAAUUCGGUGAAAUGCGUGUCUUGUAAGCAAUUCUUUGACAACCAUCAACACGUUCCGCAUGUUCUUCCUUGUCUUCAUUCCUGCUGUUCAACUUGUCUUAAGAAGUCAUCUAGACAGUCUAAAAUAAUUUGUCCAGAUUGUCAGGAAUCAUUUCAUCUUGAUGGCAAAGACAUCUCGAAAUUCCCAGUGGACACAUCGAAAAAGCAUAUGGUGGAUUUGUACAGGAUAAAAAAGACACCAAAUGAGUUUAAUUGUGAUCAGUGUGGAGAACAGGCCACUUCACGUUGUGGAGAAUGUGAGGAUUUUCUUUGUCUGGAAUGCGAUCAGGCACACCAGAAAACUAAACUCACUAAGUCACACAGAGUGAUAAGUCUAGAAACACUCCGAAAUUCAUCAAUCGAAUCGCUUCACAACAAACCAACAUGUCAAGUCCCGGGUCAUGAGGGUUACUCACUCGGAAACUUUUGUGCCAAGGAAACGUGUAACCAGCCAGUAUGUAGGCUCUGUGUGGGAAACGAGCACCCGGAAAGUGAAGGACACGUGAUCAGAGAUAUCAACGACGUUUACGUAGAAAACAAACGACUUUUAGAGGGCUAUCUUAUUCAUCUGCGACAGCAGUCAAAUGCAAUCGAACGAAAGAUGGGAAAACUUGAAGAAGAGAGAGAAAGAGUGAAGAUGAAAGACAAUAAAGCCGAAGAAGAGUUUGAGCAGUAUUUCCAAACGUGCGUUCUUGCGCUAGAAAAGCGGAGGAUGGAACUGAAAGCUCGACUUCAAAAUACACGAGAAAACAACGAGACAAAUCUAAAUAAACACAUUGUUAAAAUACAGGAGGAACGAAAACGCGUGAAUCAGGCACGAAAAUAUGCGGAAGAUCAUUUGUCAUACAGCGAUGCGGCCGAGUUUUUAGUAGUAAAAGACCCAGUAUUACAGAGGGUCAACAACUUGUCUCAAAAUGAUGUCACAAAGAUCAGCAACCCUGUCACUUCUUCUGCAAAAUUUGUGCCACAUGGUACAACCGAAGAUUUCAUGAAAUCGAUCCCAGGUGUUGAUGACGUAAUAGCUACGUCAGCGUAUUUACCAAACACGAAAGUAGAAACAAAUGACAUUUUCGUCGGAAAAGAGGAAACAGCACUGACAGUAACACUGUACGAUCAACAAAAUGUGCUUCUCAGAGAAACCGGCGUCAGUAUUUCUGUGACCAUCCUGGACCCAAAAGGCAGAACUGAGGAUGCCAAUGUUGAAGAUUGUUCUGAAUCUCACGGCUGUUAUAAAGCUCACUAUAAACCAACUGUUCCAGGAAAACACAUAGCCAAAGUUGUGAUAUGUGGCGGAAACCUAAAUAAAAAGGGAUAUCCAUUUUAUACACACGAAUCCGACGAAACGUCUUUGGAUUUGUCUGAACUUGAAACUCCCAAAUCAACUGAGAGAAAAGAAAGCACGCCUUCCGAGGGAUCCAUGUCUCCCAAAGAACCAGAACUUUUCUUUCCAGACAUCUGUUUCGACAGUUCCAAGUGCCAUCCACAAAAUGCAAUUUCAAAGAGUGAACAAAAGAUGACAAACCAAAAGGAACGCAAGCUAUUGUCUGGAGUAGGAAACCGAGCCUUUGUGAGCUACAGAGGCACGAUAAGUACCCGCCCACUCGGUAAAACAGGACAUCAAUAUUUUGAGGUAGAAAUCUAUCUAUUCAUAAAAAGACAACUUCGCCAAGAACUGAUGUUUGAAAUAGGCCUGUCAAGAAAAUCUCACAUCGAUAAACACUACACUAUUGACUGUCAUCCAUAUGCCUGGGUGAUCUGUGCGAGGCGAUGCUCCAUCUGUGAAUCAAUUUGUUUCCAGGCUUGGCAUAACAAUUCGAAACUAUUCCAUACUUCUUUAACAAAUGGAAAGAGCCCUGGGACAACAUUUCGAGGAAUUUACGGAUUUCUACUGGACACAGAGCAACAACAACUUUUUGUGAUAGACGCAAAAUUGAAAAAAUGCAUCUACAGAUUCCGAAAUGUGGAUACCAGCAAAGCCCUUUGGCCAACUUUUGCAAUUUACAAUCCUGACCUGGUGAACAUCACAAUGACACUUCGAUCUGGGAAUAGCAUCACAGGUGAACCUAAUGUUCCUGCAGAUUUCUGA